ACACCUACCACACGUGCGGCCGUUGAAGGAUCGGAGGGAUCCAAACGCUUAUACCAACCAACCGACGUUGUGCGUCCCGCCGAUUGGCCAAGCCUCUCGGCCAAAGGGAAAAGAGCAGCUCUGGGCUCAGCCAAUCGCGGCUCCGUACACGCUCCAGCACGUGUAGAGGCCGUUGCUCUCGGUGGGUAGUUCGCGUGCGGGUAGGAGAGCUCCCAAUGUAAGUGAAACGCCACGAGCGGAGGUAGCAGAAACGAGGGACUGGCUAAGAGGAGUUACAGCUGUGCUCACAAGUAGAGCCGUUAGUUUUUGUGGAAGUCCCCUCUGUGAGCUUUGAUUUAUUUUUUAAAAACUAGUUCAAAUAGCGCUAGCUGUCCUUUUUUAAGAGUCCAACUCUCCUCCGUCCAAAAGAUGAAUUCAUUAGGUAUUUCCUCCAAAUGGCCAUCUUAUGACUCGCUACCCUCCACUCCAAGCUUUCUGCUCAGUGAGACUGAGCAGACUGAAGAUGAGGCUGAAACCUUCUCAGAGGGAGAGGGGGACAGUGGGAUUGGAAAGUUGCCUUCCGCCGAUGAAGGAAUCUCACUUUCUGGAAGCUACAUUGGUUUACCUCCUCAUACCAAUCAGCUGCGUUUGAGAUCUCAGUGUGACCGGUCUGAAAAGUGCUCUGACACGACUAAACCUCCAGGCUCUACCCCUUCUCCUGAAGACCACACAUUAUCGUCAUCAGUGACACCAGGGGACAUCGCUUUCGCUCAGAAGUGUGCAGAUUUGCACAGGUUUAUCCAUCCUCUCCUCGAGCUGCUUCAUGGUUUAAAGACUGGCCGAUUUGACCGAGGCUUAACCAGUUUCCAGCAGAGUGUUGCUAUGGACAGGUUGCAGAGGAUUCUUGGAAUCCUACAGAAACCUGAAAUGGGUGAGAAAUAUCUUCAGAAUCUGCUGCAAAUAGAGAUGCUGCUCAAAAUGUGGUUCCCUCGGGAGGAGUUUACAUCCACAAACACACCAAACAAGACCACCACACCCAGAGUCGCAGCACACUGGAGCCAAAAUCAGCUCCACAUCCCAGUAAAGAAGAGAAAACUGAGCUGGCCAGACUCUACCCAGGCUGGCAAAGUCCCAGCCAAGCACGGAAAACACGGGAGCUGCCAUGCUGCCUUUUCACUAGACACCAUUUCCACGUGUUGGCGCGGAUCCCGUACAGAACAGAAAACUCCAGAGGAAGAAGCAGACAAAGCAGCUGGGUACAGCUGUAGCUCUGAACACGAGUUUACACACAGGACUGGCACUUUAAGCAGGCCGUCAUAUUUAUGUAGCAGGAGAGCACAUGACAAUCGGAAGCACCCUGAGAGUUCUCCGCCCUCCUCCUCAUGUGGCAGCCCAGCUACACAAGACAGCUCGGUGUCUUCAAGCAACAUCAUUACUAUAAGUGACUCACCUUAGCUGGCCUUAGCUGACCUCGCUAUCACAUGGAGGUGCCUCAGCAUGCCAGCGAGACUGAAAGCAGAGGGCGGACUCGAUUACAUAAGAAUAAAGUUGGGCGUGGAGCCAGUCUGUGAUGCUUAUAAGGAACAUUAAACCAGGAGGAGGAGAACUGUACAGAGAUGGUCAUUAACCCCUAACUAUCCAGUGUUGGGUUUUUAAUGACACCAGAGUUAUUUCAAAGUGUUUGUCUGAAUGGAUUUUUGUAUACAUUGACCUUUAAGUUAAAAAAUGUUGAAAAUA
Molecule: messenger RNA, 1716 nt
Organism: Pundamilia nyererei
Lineage: Eukaryota; Metazoa; Chordata; Actinopteri; Cichliformes; Cichlidae
Gene: ciarta
Product: circadian associated repressor of transcription a
Exons: 6
Coding region: 409-1434 (341 amino acids)
Biological process (GO): negative regulation of DNA-templated transcription; circadian regulation of gene expression
Cellular component (GO): nucleus
Molecular function (GO): RNA polymerase II cis-regulatory region sequence-specific DNA binding
Source: RefSeq, a predicted model, not a curated record